Molecule: messenger RNA, 1215 nt
Organism: Limanda limanda (common dab)
Lineage: Eukaryota; Metazoa; Chordata; Actinopteri; Pleuronectiformes; Pleuronectidae
Product: protein FAM181B
Source: RefSeq, a predicted model, not a curated record
AUGCAGGUGGUCGGGCACAAGCAAAGAGUUAAUCCCGCGGUCCCUUUGCCCCUCCUCUUUGAUGUUCUGACAUCAUUAGGCCAGCCCCCCCUAAGAUCUCCACGUCCCUCGGAGUCCCUCACUUCUACUCUGGAAUGUUUACAGGAGCUCCAUGAGCAGCAUCAGGACCGAGCGCUUGUCAGGGGGAGAACAUAGACAUGCUUUGAGGAAACUUUUGGACCAGGGAUCACAGCGGAUGCCACAGGUGCAGCCGCCGGCCUCCACAGAGUAAUGGCUGUUCAGACUGCGAUCAUGAACCCUCAGUUCAUGAAUUUCUGCUUCCCGGGUUCUGUGGUGGAGUACGACGUGGAGAAGAGUCUGGACGGGGGUCUCCUGGGUGAGGCAGAGAAUGACGAAGACUACAAAGAGACCACCAGGGACCUGCUGAGCUUCAUAGACUCGGCCUCCAGCAAUAUCAAGCUGGCUCUGGACAAGCCGGUGAAAUCCAAAAGGAAAGUCAACCACCGGAAGUAUCUGCAGAAGCAGAUCAAGAGGUGCACGGGCAUCAUUACACCAGGAAACGCUGCUGAAGCCCCAGUGAAACGCCAGGGCUCCCCUCUGGCCCAGCCGAGCCCUUUGCAGAGCAAAACUCUGCCUAAACGCGAUGGAGUCCAGGCCAACCUGCAGAGCAAGAGCCUGGCCGCGCUCUUCAGCCCUGUGAAGGAUAUCAGGGGUGAAAAGGCCAAGAAGCCGCCCCUCAGGCACCGCAACCUGCCCCCCUCUUUCUUCACCGAGCCGGCCAACUGCUCCAGAGUCAGCUCCACGUCUGGGAUGACGCUGAAGGACCUGGAGAGAGGAAACCCAGAGGCGGCGGAUUUCUUCGAGCUCUUGGGGCCCGAUUACAGCAACAUGGUCAGUGAACAGGACCUUUAUCAGAACAUGCAUCUGCGGGUGCAGCCGGAGAUGGGAGGCCUGGAUCCGGCCUCGUACGACACUCACCACUUGGUCGGCGGUCUCCUCUACUCCGAGCCCUGGACUAGCUGCUCUGGAGCCUCUAAGAAAGGCCCGGCCCAGCCCCCCGUCUACUGUCAGUCCGAGGCCGCCCCCCCGGGGACCCUGGAGGACAACGCACUGUGCACUUUGGCCUUCCCCAACUUCUUCACAGACUGCUCCAUACCUCAGGUCACUUACGAUUUAAGUGGUGGUUACAACAGAGCUAAUUAUUCGUCUCUAUGA